GAUGUAAGAACAAAAGGUUGCAAUAACAAAAGGGAAGAACUCAUCUUCUUAGUCCCGAAGGAAAAGUCUCUCUCAGGUCGCCGCCGCCGCCUCCCGCCGGAAGAAUCUCAGCAUCUCUCUUCGACGCCCUAAAAUUCCAACACCCACGAUCAUUUUCCAUCCUUGUCCCUUCGGAAUCCUCUCUUUCAUCCUGUUAAACUUUCUAUCUUCGCUCUCUCGGAAGUCCUUCGACUUUUUCAAGGGAUAAUCUUCAGGACUUCUUUUCUAUAAUUCCUUGAAAUCUGUUUCCUCCUACCACAUCGAUGACUACUCCUUUGGAUAUGUCACUAGAGGAUGUGAUAAAGAAGAAUAAUCGUGAAAAGCUUAGAGCACGAGGUAGGGCCCGUCGUGGGCGUGGAGCAGGUGGGUCUUUUAAUGGUGGAAGAGGAGUAGUGAUAGGAUCAGUUCGUAGAGGUCCUCUCGGCAUAAAUGCACGGGCAUCUGCUUACUCAAUUCGCAAGCCCCCACACAGAAUGAAGAAUGUUCAAUGGCAGCAUGAUUUAUUCGAAGAUAGUCUUAGAGCUUCAGGGAUUUCUGGAAUUCAAAUUGGCACAAAGUUGUACGUUUCCAACUUGGAUUAUGGGGUAACCAAAGAAGAUAUAAAGGAGUUGUUCUCUGAAAUUGGAGACGUGAAAAGAUUUGCAAUUCAUUAUGACAAAAAUGGUCGUCCAAGUGGCUCAGCUGAGGUGGUAUAUACUCGGCGAAGUGAUGCAUUUGCUGCUCUGAAGCGCUAUAACAAUGUGUUAUUGGAUGGGAAGCCAAUGAAGAUUGAAAUGCUUGGUGAUAAUGCUGAAAUGCCGGUUUCUGCACGUAUAAAUGUUACUGGAACAAAUGGAAGAAACAGGAGGACAGUUGUUUUAACGUCUGAAUCUGGUCGUAAUGCUACUUCCAACGUGGUUAACUCUUUUCCUGGUCCAAGCCAUCGUGGAGGCCUGAGGAAUGCUCGUGGCCGUGGGCGAGGUGCUUGGAGCCGUGGUGUAGGUCUAGGAGGAGGAAGUGGAGGAGGCCGUGGCCGAGGGCGUGGUCGUGGCCGUGGGCAAGGAAGGAAAAAACCUGUAGAGAAGUCCUCAGAUGAACUUGACAAGGAGCUUGAAAACUACCAUGCAGAAGCCAUGCAAACCUGAGGAGAGGAACCUUGGUCGAAUGUGCAAAAGUUGAAGUAUGAUCCGAUUAACUUGUGUUAGUAACAAUAUAUAUUGCAUUCUCGGGUGAUUAUUUUGUUAUUAUUAGUUUACAUGUUUAUUUUAUUUUAUUUUUUUUUACUUCGGUAGACUAGAUAUGUAUUUUGCCUGUUAAAUGUUAAUGGAGAUGAUAAUACUGUUCGACCCUCUAUUAUCAAAACUAUCUUUUUGGUUGAUCCUGAAUGAAUCGAGCUUGGGAUCAUCAAUCUCUCGAAUAGGUAAAAAAUUUCUUUAUGUAUAAAAGGAUUAAGUUGUUUCUUUUGAA
This is a messenger RNA of Cucumis sativus (cucumber), 1485 nucleotides long. RefSeq names its product THO complex subunit 4D. The coding region runs from base 303 to 1163 and encodes 286 amino acids. Gene Ontology annotation, cellular component: nucleus. The record is from RefSeq and is a predicted model, not a curated record. Lineage: Eukaryota; Viridiplantae; Streptophyta; Magnoliopsida; Cucurbitales; Cucurbitaceae. The transcript is spliced from 7 exons. Gene Ontology annotation, molecular function: mRNA binding. Gene Ontology annotation, biological process: mRNA export from nucleus.